AUGGGAAUAACGAACUCAAAAUCAGCUACAAAAUCAUCAUCCGAAUUAGCAAGUGCAGUUCUCAAAUUGAAAAGUAGUCAAGAGUUGACGUCUUCAUCCGAAAAUGACAAUGCUCAAGUACAAACAAUGAAGGUAUCACAGCUUCGCAUUGUUGAGAAUUUUAUUGUCGUUUGGUUGGACCCAAAUAUCAAUGUAUCGAAUGAAGAUUGCGCAAAUUCAAUUGCUCAACUCCGACAGAUUGUUAAUUUGAUCAAAACAUUUACUGACCCCGAUCAAUGUGUCGACUUUCUUUUAGAAGUUAAAGUUGAAAAGAUAUUUUUGAUUGUAUCCGAUUCUUUUGGUCAAUAUAUUAUUCCUCUCAUUGAACAAAUCACUGAACUUGAUUCGAUCUAUGUGUUUUGUGGUGACAAAUCGAAUCAUGAACAGUGGGCCGAAAAAUACAGCAAGGUUAGAGGAGUCUUUACUCGAAUUGAGCUCAUUUGUCAAGAACUCAUACAAGAUAUUCGUCAAUCGAACAAUCAUCUAAGUCCUAUUAGUAUUGUUUCUGCAUCAUCGGCUGCUAGCUUGAGUGAACUCGAUCCAUCUUUUAUGUAUUCUCAACUACUCAAAGAAAAUCUUAUUGAUAUCAAUUAUGAUGAUAAUUCAAAAAAAGAUCUCGCGAAAUUCUGUCGUUUGCAAUAUUCUGGCAACCAGAGCGAACUAAAUGUGAUCGACGAAUUCGAACGAGACUAUUAUAGUCACUCGCCUAUUUGGUGGUAUACUCGAGAAUGUUUCAUUUAUUCGAUGCUUAACAAAGCUUUGCGAAUAGUUGACAUUGAAAUUAUUAUGAAAAUGGGCUUUUUCAUUCGUGACCUUCAUCAAGAAAUUCAGCAACUUCAUUCGAAAUCGAACUACACAGAUUCAUUCAUUGUUUAUCGAGGACAAGGCAUGUUGAAUGUCGAAUUUGACAGGAUGAAGGAGAGCAAUGGUGGUCUUCUCUCAUUCAAUAACUUUCUUUCAACAAGCACCAGACGAUCUGUUUCUCUGACUUUUUCUCGUCGUGCUCGAGAGAAGAAAGAGAUGACAGCUAUUCUUUUUCAAAUAAAAAUCGAUCCUUCAAUUUCAUCAACUCCUUUCGCUUCGUUAGAUGGCAUUAGCUUCUAUCGAACUGAAAAAGAAUUUCUCUUUUCGAUGCAUUCGAUCUUUCGCAUCGGUGAUAUGAAACUGAUUGAUGAUGGAUUAUGGGAAAUCAAUUUAACAUUGACAAGUGAUAAUGAUCAACAACUUCAACAUCUCACCGACCAAAUGCGAGUUGAGAUUGAAGGACCGACAGGCUUGCACAGACUAGCUUCACUGAUGAUCAAAAUGGGAGAAUUCGACAGAGCCGAAGAGAGUUACAAGAAGUUGCUCGAAACGACAUCAAAUGACGAUCGGGAGCUUCUCGCACAUAUCCACCAUCAGCUCGGAUUUAUCAACUGGGAGAAGGGCAAUCUAAUGGGUGCACUCUCUCGCUAUCAACAUUCCAUUCGUAUCUACUUGACAUAUCUGCCAUCGAAUGAUUCUCAACUCGCUCUUACCUACUCCAACAUUGGAUUGGUUCUUCAUCGGCAAGGUGAUCUAGAUGGGGCAUUGAAGCAGUAUCAACUUGCUCUCAAUGCUGAUCUUACUGCUUCACAACCCAAGAAACUGAAAACCGCUACGUAUUACAACAAUAUUGGUCUGGUGCUCAAAGAUCAAGGCAAGUUUGCCGAAGCACUCCAGAAUUAUCAAUGCUCACUCGAAAUCAAAUACAUUCACCUUCCGCCACAUCAUCCAACGUUGGCUACCACUUACAACAAUAUUGGUGGAGUACUUCUUGCGAUGAAAGAGUAUUCGAAGGCUAUCUCAUACUUUCAAAUGACACUUGAAAUUCAGCAAAAAUCUCUUCCACAAAAUCAUCCUUCGUUAGCCACGACUCACUGUAACAUUGCUGUAGCAUUUGACAGUAUUCAUCAAUAUAAAGAGGCUAUCAAACAUGCAGAGCGAUCGGUCGCCAUUGAUCGUCUCAUAUUCGGUUCUAGUCACGAUAAAGUGCAAAAACGACAAGAAUUCCUCGAUCAACUUAGACGAAAAAUGUGA
Molecule: messenger RNA, 2097 nt
Organism: Rotaria sp. Silwood2
Lineage: Eukaryota; Metazoa; Rotifera; Eurotatoria; Philodinida; Philodinidae
Source: the annotation of a GenBank genome assembly